AUGUGGAGGCGCACUUAUCUGUUUCUCGUUCUCGUCCGUCUCUAUUUUGCUUUAUCGCCGAGUUAUCUUCACCCCGAUGAAAACUUCCAAGGCCCCGAGGUCAUCGCAGGCCAAAUCUUCAGUUAUCCUGUCCGAUUAACCUGGGAGUUUACCUCGGACGAUCCAAUUCGAAGCGUCUUUCCAUUAUGGCCUGUUUACGGUCCGCCGAUGCUCCUCCUCAGAUGGUUGUGGAUAGGGAAUGGAAAUGAUGGGGAGAUACCACCGGUCGUUGUCUUCUGGACCUUACGAGUCUUGAUGUUUGUGUUAAGCUUUGUGCUGGAAGACUGGGCAAUUCAUGAACUGGUUCAAUCCCCACGGCACCGGAAAAUCGCGGUUAUCCUUGUCGCAUCCUCUUACGUUACCUGGACAUAUCAGACGCAUACAUUCUCGAAUUCUAUAGAGACUCUUGCUGUGGCCUGGAGUCUCGUUUUAAUUCAGAGGAUCACGGAAAACAAGCAGAGAUCAAAUUCCUUCGCAUCAGCUAUUCUUGCCUUUGUUGUAGUUUUCGGAAUCUUCAACCGAAUCACCUUCCCCGCAUUUCUUCUAAUACCUGCCCUUCGUUUGAUACCCCAUUUUUUCAAGAAACCUCUUGCUUUAAUUGCUGCAGUACUUUCAGCCCUUCUUACUAGCUUUGUUGCGAUUUACUUGGACACCACUUUCUACACCGAUCACUCAAUCACCUGGUCCUACCUAUUCUCACAUCCCACAAUCACUCCUCUCAACAAUCUCAAAUACAACCUUCAAGCAAGCAAUCUUGCUACACAUGGCUUACACCCAUGGUAUCAACACGUCCUCUUCAAUCUCCCACUCCUCAUUGGCCCAGCAGCCCUCCUCAUUUUCUUCCGCCCACAUCUAUCUCUGCGCCUGUACUCCGCAAUAUCAGGCGUCUUCGUUCUUUCUAUAUUCCAGCACCAGGAGGCGCGUUUCCUCCUCCCAACAGUACCACUAAUACUCUCCUCUGUACAACUACCAAAAAACCAAACACACUUGCGCAUCUGGGCCGGUCUCUGGAUUGCUUUUAAUGUAAUUUUCGGCCUCCUGAUGGGCGUGUACCAUCAAGGAGGCAUCAUUCCUACUCAAGUCUUCUUGAGCAAACAACCAGAUGCGACGCAGGCGAUUUGGUGGAAGACUUAUAGUCCACCCAUAUGGCUCUUGAAUGGGAAGAAUGAGGUCUUGAGGACUCAUGAUAUUAUGGGUAUGAAAGGCCCAUCGAUGCUGAGGGAAGUCGGGGCGCUAGCGACGUGUCAUAAGCCUUCUACGAACGCUACGGCAUAUCUAGAGGAGAAAGAAGGGACGUAUCUGAUCGCGCCCCUAUCCGCGACAUUUCUAGACAUCUAUGUUCCGAAAACGGACGGACAUCUGCAUUUCCAGGAGGUGUGGCGGCAUACACAACAUCUGAAUCUGGAUGAUCUAGAGUUCGGGGACGAUGGGUUCUGGGCUACCCUGAAGAGAGUUAUAGGCAGGAGAGGCUUGGCUGCGUGGAGAGUGACGAAGGAUUGUAAGAGUUAA
This is a messenger RNA of Lachnellula hyalina, 1548 nucleotides long. It is a transcript of the gene SMP3, whose product is annotated as GPI mannosyltransferase. The record is from RefSeq and is a predicted model, not a curated record. Bases 1 to 1548 code for a protein of 515 amino acids. Gene Ontology annotation, molecular function: alpha-1,2-mannosyltransferase activity. Gene Ontology annotation, cellular component: endoplasmic reticulum membrane. Gene Ontology annotation, biological process: GPI anchor biosynthetic process. The transcript is spliced from 4 exons. NCBI's taxonomy places the organism in Eukaryota, Fungi, Ascomycota, Leotiomycetes, Helotiales, Lachnaceae.